UAUUCUCUACUUUCAGGGACCCAGGCCAAUGACCUGAACUUCCAGCUCUACCUGCUGGACGGGCUGAACCGGUGGAACCAGGCCGGGCUGCUGCUGCUGUGGCUGAGAAGAUGUCCGCUCUCCUCAGCUACUCGGGGGAUCUGGUACAUUGUGUGAACAGAUUUGGCACCAAUGUGUUUGGACAGAUGUUUGUCCCCUCUAACCGCCUCCCCAGCAAGUACACUGGAGAGUUGAUAGGCAUCGACUACCUGUACAUGCAGACGGGGAAGUGCAUGCAGGACAUGGAUCCUGAGGGGGAGGAGACGGAGCAGCUGCUGGAGGACCUGGGCGACGAGGCAGAGGAUAAGGGCUUCACAGACGACACCGAGGCUAGUCUGGAGGUCGUCUCUGCCCUCAUUUCGUUACCACCUGCUCAGCCCUCCACCAGUGGUUCCUGGUCCGCUGCUCCACCUCCUCCUUCUCCUCCACCACCACCACCUGCUCAGCCCUCCACCAGUGGUUCCUGGUCCGCUGCUCCACCUCCUCCUCCACCACCACCACCUGCUCAGCCCUCCACCAGUGGUUCCUGGUCCGCUGCUCCACCUCCUCCUUCUCCUCCACCACCACCACCUGCUCAGCCCUCCACCAGUGGUUCCUGGUCCGCUGCUCCACCUCCUCCUCCACCACCACCACCACCUGCUCAGCCCUCCACCAGUGGUUCCUGGUCCGCUGCUCCACCUCCUCCUUCUCCACCACCACCACCUGCUCAGCCCUCCACCAGUGGUUCCUGGUCCGCUGCUCCACCUCCUCCUUCUCCUCCACCACCACCACCUGCUCAGCCCUCCACCAGUGGUUCCUGGUCCGCUGCUCCACCUCCUCCUUCUCCUCCACCACCUGCUCAGCCCUCCACCAGUGGUUCCUGGUCCGCUGCUCCACCUCCUCCUUCUCCUCCACCACCACCACCUGCUCAGCCCUCCACCAAUGGUUCCUGGUCCGCUGCUCCACCUCCUCCUUCUCCACCACCACCUCCACCUGCGUCAGCUGCUGUCACCGCUCCGGGUGCCACCCCACAGGUUCCUGUUGAGCAGUUGGCAGUGGAUGAAAACAACAUCCCGGGCCUGGACAGGGUGGACCGCCUAGCCGAGUAUCUGGUGGGGCUGAGGAGCCAGACCAGCCUGGCCCUCAGCAACCGGGAUGUCGGCAUCAUCGUCGGCCUGUGGGAGGACCUGCUGCCCUACGACCAGCAGAAGGCGGUGUAUCAUGCACGGCACCAGGACAGGCUGCUGACGGGGCGCUUCAGGUCGCCUAACAAAAAGGGAGAGUUCACAUCGGGUGUGGACAGUUUGCGGAGAUACACCAUAACAGCGAGUGCAUCUCCUGCACAGUGGCCUUCAUGCUGCCGCCUGGUUGAUGCCAUCUGUGUCAGGCUCUGCACCCUCCACCCUUCACCUACCAAGAAGGGGAAGGGGUACCUCUCAAGGUGGAGUCUGAUCCUGAGAGACUACCGCAGGAUCAGGCAGCUCAUCCUGGCCAACGGGGCCGUGAUGUCCACCACCAGCCUGCAGCUGGUUGAGGUGAGCCAGACCACCCUCAUCCAGUGGCACAACAGGAGGGUGGCCAGGCAGGGUGUCUCUGUGUUGUGCCAGGGGUAUGGACCGCCCCGCUGUGGCUCCUCAAACCCCGGGCCUGGUGAACUAUUCCUACCCCCUCCCGGAGAGCACAGCGGGGCGGGCCAAAAGGAACCAGAGGGCCACAGCCACUGCCGCCGCAGCACCAGCAACGGCACCAUCACCAUCACCAUCACCAUCACCAGCACCAUCACCAGCACCGGCACCAGCAUUGGCACCAGCACCGGCACCAUCACUGGCACCAGCACCAUCACCAGCACCAGCAACGGCUGUGAGGCCCAGGAUAAAGACAGCCCAGAGGCGGCUGUUUCCCUGUCCUCCCGCCCCUGCCCCCUGUCUUCAGCAGCACCCCUGCUCCAUUUGUUUUUGCUCUCCCCCGGGCCCCUGCUCUCUCCGGCACUCCUGCCCUCACCCAAUCCCUCCCUAGCACAUCAUUCCUCCCGGUCAACCCCCUGUUGCGCUACCCUCACGCCCCCCAUUAUGUUUGCUGUCCCCUCAGCAGUGCCUCCCCAAGCCCCACAACAGAAGAGGCCGUACAACAGGACUGGGGAGGCAAAUAAAUGCAGGAGGUGUGGGGAGCCCCGGAGUGCAGCGACUGGCCACAGCCGGUACAAGGGGACAAUCUACUGCCCCUCCUCCGAGUCCCUGACCAAGGAGCAGUGUUUGGCGGAGAGGAGGAACAAAGAUCACCCGUGUUAA
Gadus macrocephalus (Pacific cod) is the source of this 2306-nucleotide messenger RNA. Its product is annotated as BRD4-interacting chromatin-remodeling complex-associated protein-like. Lineage: Eukaryota; Metazoa; Chordata; Actinopteri; Gadiformes; Gadidae. The transcript is spliced from 4 exons. The coding region runs from base 111 to 2306 and encodes 731 amino acids. The record is from RefSeq and is a predicted model, not a curated record.